Molecule: messenger RNA, 399 nt
Organism: Vicia villosa (hairy vetch)
Lineage: Eukaryota; Viridiplantae; Streptophyta; Magnoliopsida; Fabales; Fabaceae
Exons: 1
Coding region: 1-399 (132 amino acids)
Source: RefSeq, a predicted model, not a curated record
AUGAAACCGCCGUCUCAACUAGUUAAGACAAAAGGUGAUCCAAAGAAAGUGAAGCCUACGCCGAAUGACAACUCGACUAUGCAAUCUCCUUCAUAUUGUGAGCACAUCGACAAACUCUUUCCCGACUCACCUACUUCGAAAUUGCAAAAAUCUCAAAAAAGUUUAAAAAAAGGAGCUCGCAUUAGCAAACCGCCUCCGACACCUAUUUCACCCAAAAUUCCAAUUAUCGAAGAGAUGCCUAUUCCACCGAACAUUCCAUUCAUCGAAGAGAUGCCAGUUUUUAUGCACUCUUACAUCGAGCAGACCAUAGAUGUUGCAGGGGACGAUAAUUGCGAUUACCGAGCCGUCUCGGCGUUGCUUGGUAAUGGAGAGGGUAGCCAUACAAUUGUUCGUCAUUAA